Molecule: messenger RNA, 225 nt
Organism: Prunus armeniaca (apricot)
Lineage: Eukaryota; Viridiplantae; Streptophyta; Magnoliopsida; Rosales; Rosaceae
Source: the annotation of a GenBank genome assembly
AUGAACGAUAAGAAAGUGAACUGCUUUAGGCUGAACUGCCUUUUACAAAUCUCAAAAGGGAAGAUCAACUCUAAAAAAGACAACAACAGUGCCGGACUUCAAUUUCUACCUGGAUCGAUGCUUCUUAUCCGGGCUGGACUGGCCUUGGAAGGCUCUUUGAAUGGGCAGAAUUGGAACCUCUUCAGUUUGGAGGGGGCAAAAGUGGUUGGACUUGAUGAUUACUGA